UUCAACCCUGAGCUACAGAUAUUCUCUUCUAUUGGAGUGAUAUCUUUGAUUUGCCUUCCAGCUUUUAUUCAGACUAACUGGCAAACAAUAUACCAGUUUGGGAAAUCACAUCUGUUUCAUGGGUUCUAUCUUUUAUUCAUUUUUGUUAAUGCCACGGAAUUUUAUAGCUUUCACUUCUGUAACUUAACUAUUAUUCUUUCAUUGUCACACUCAUGUGAUCCAAGGCUGAAGUGCCUCCCCAGAAAGGAGUAAUAGAGCCAUUUCCUUGGUGCACUCUUGAGAAUUCCACUUCUGGUAUUUCUUGGUGAAGAAGGAUGAAAAUAUGAGAGUGAUUUUGGAAUUCCAGGAUCUGAACUUGUUUAUCUGUACCAGAAAGUUUUCCAUGAUUUCUUUGGAAAACACCCUCCCUUUCCUUCUCUCAGGGAAUUGGUUUUUCUGUAAGCUUUCAGCAUGUGUACUUUCAUAUGUCCACUAGACUGUUAACAUAGGAAAUAAUUCUGGUCUAUAUUCUACAAGCUGUACUCCAGUUUAGAACACUUCCUUUUGGUUUUCCUCUGCCAGAGUUCACCUGGCUGAUACUGGGACUGGAAGUAAUGCAUGUAGUAGUUGAAGAGCACAGAUCUCUGGUUAGUAAGUUUAUUGCAAGAACUUAGGAAAGCGGUUAAAAAGACUUCCAGUGACCACUAAAUAUAAAACGUAAGUCAUAUUUCUAGUGAAAUCAAGGCUCAAUUCUUGUACCAUUUUCUUCUGCCUGCACAAUGCAACAUGCUGGAGAUAUCCUGCUUUUGAGUGGGAAGAACUGUUACUGCCUAUCCCUUGUUAUGAAUUAGUGUGAUUUCAUGCUAUUUGCUUCUGGCCUGCGUAGAAUUAGCACUCACAUCCACUAUGCUGACAGUUUUUAUGAAGUGUUUGAGAUCGUACAUGAGGAUCAUCGUUGCCCACUUCUGCUUCCAAGUUUAAGAUUGGGGUUAUCUCUGUCUUAUCAGAGACAGUUGUCUGUUGGUACUCAUUCUCAUUCCAUGCUCCAGGAUCACAUCCAUGGUUUACUUAGAUUGAGUUCAUGCAACUGGUUUUAAGAUUUAUGAUAGUCACUAAUUCUAGAUUCUGAUUGCAAGGUGAUUUUUCCAGGACCUUUCUGAUAUACCAGCCUCAAAACUUACAUUCACACACACUCUUCUGAAUUACUAAAUAAGCUGGUAAACCUAAGAAAAUGUUUUCUUUUCUUACCGAACCUUCCUUUGGUAUUGAUUACUGUCAGUGCUUCUAAUAUGGGAUAAGAUGCACUCUCCAGCUCCCUAAUCAGUGGUCUCUCCCCAGACAUCAGUCAGUUAUUUGGAACUCAUGGACAUAUUCAAGGCAUUAGAGGUCUUCUAUUUCAUCCUUUGGAACUAGGUUGCCUCAGAAAGUGUUACAAUUAUCUUUUACAUCAGCAAGCAAUGGAAUAUUCAGACCCAGAGUUUCAUGCUCAUUACCCCUUGAGUUUGGGAGCACUGCAUUCUUCAGUAAUUAUCAUGGAGAUUCACCUGGCAGGGGCAGGUAACAGUGUCACUAACUACCUCAGUAGAGCCUUGGUGGUAACUUACUAAUGGGAGCUAUACCAUACAGUAGUGGGGGCUCAGUUCUACCAAGGGAAAUUACCAUCAGUUGAUUAGUUUACAUGGGUAGCAAACAUGCAGUGCAGAUAUAAUUUCAUCAGAGCAGGCUGUAGCCAAGGCACACAACUCAACCCUCCAUCUUCUUAAUAGUUAUCUGGCUUCAGGUAGCCUGGUUUUUCCCCCCCUCCCCAGAGGUGCUGCCUUGGGAAACUUAGGGAAUAGGUGGGAACAAUUCCCAGGAGUAUUUGUGCUGAGGAGCAUGCUUUUCAUCAAAAAGCUGUCCAUGCCUCUAAAAAAUUCCAACAUUGAAUGACUUUUCACAAGUGCAUCAUCCAUAUAUGUAAAUGCACAGAUGAUCACUUGAAGAACCACAUUUACAUAAAAGCCAUUGCCAAGUCGGGUCUCCAGCACAUGGUAGCCCAGCCAACCCCCACAUUUGCCUUAAGAAGUGACUCAGAGAGGGAGAUUCGUAACUCUGUCGACUGGAGUGAGACUGCAGUUUAUGGAGAGCACAUCUGGUUUGAAACCAAUGUCUCUGGGGACUUCUGCUACGUGGGGGAACAAAACUGUGUGUCAAAAAUGCUGCAAAAACCUAUGUCCAAGCGCAAAUGUGCAGCCUGCAAAAUUGUAGUCCACACUCCUUGCAUAGAACAACUAGAGAAAAUUAAUUUCCGGUGCAAGCCUUCCUUUAGAGAAUCUGGAUCAAGGAAUAUCCGGGAGCCUACUGUUGUGCGGCAUCACUGGGUACACCGGAGACGCCAGGAAGGGAAAUGUCGACAAUGUGGAAAGGGUUUCCAGCAGAAAUUUGCCUUCCACAGCAAGGAAAUCGUAGCCAUCAGCUGUUCCUGGUGUAAGCAAGCAUAUCACAGUAAAGUUUCAUGCUUCAUGCUGCAGCACAUUGAAGAGCCCUGUUCAUUGGGGGCACAUGCUGCUGUUGUCAUCCCCCCCACCUGGAUUUUGCGUGUCCGGCAUCCCCAAAACCCUCUAAAGUCAAGUAAGAAGAAGAAAAGGACAUCCUUCAAACGAAAAUCCAGCAAGAAGGGGCCUGAGGAAGGAAGAUGGAAACCCUUUGUUAUCAAACCCAUCCCAGCACCUCUCAUGAAGCCUCUGCUUGUGUUUGUGAAUCCCAAGAGUGGUGGGAAUCAGGGAACAAAAAUGUUCCAAUCUUUUAUGUGGUACCUCAACCCUCGGCAAGUUUUUGAUCUCAGCCAAGGAGGUCCCAAAGAAGCGUUGGAGUUGUAUCGUAAAGUGCACAACUUACGGAUUCUGGCAUGUGGAGGAGAUGGUACAGUGGGAUGGAUCCUCUCAAUUUUGGACCAGUUACGCCUGAACCCUCCACCUCCCGUGGCCAUUCUUCCUUUGGGGACAGGAAAUGACCUAGCAAGAACGCUGAACUGGGGCGGGGGUUAUACUGAUGAACCCUUGUCAAAAAUCCUGUCUCAUGUAGAAGAGGGGGAAAUUGUGCAACUUGACCGCUGGAAUCUGCAGGUGGAGCCCAAACCAGAGGGAAAUCCAGAAGAGAAGGAUGAAACAGCAACAGAUAAGCUCCCUCUGGAUGUCUUCAACAAUUAUUUCAGCCUUGGUUUUGAUGCUCGAGUGACACUGGAAUUCCAUGAAUCUCGAGAGGCCAACCCAGAGAAAUUUAACAGUCGAUUUCGGAAUAAAAUGUUCUAUGCUGGGACAGCAUUCUCUGAUUUUCUCAUGGGGAGCUCCAAAGACUUAGCAAAACACAUCAAAGUAGUGUGUGAUGGAACGGAUCUGACUCCCAAGAUCCAAGAUCUGAAGCCUCAAUGCCUCGUCUUCCUAAACAUUCCAAGGUACUGUGCAGGCACUAUGCCUUGGGGCAACCCUGGAGAGCAUCAUGACUUUGAACCCCAACGCCAUGAUGAUGGCUGCCUUGAAGUCAUUGGCUUCACCAUGACAUCGCUGGCAGCACUGCAAGUGGGUGGCCACGGAGAGCGGCUGCACCAGUGCCGGGAGGUGGUACUUACCACAUCCAAAGCCAUCCCCAUGCAAGUGGAUGGGGAACCUUGUAAGCUAGGAGCUUCCUGCAUACGCAUUUCACUGCGCAACCAAGCAAACAUGGUGCAGAAGACCAAGAGGAGAAACUCCAUGCCUCUAUUAAAUGAUCAGCAACCAGUUCCAGAACGGCUAAGAAUCCGCGUAAGCCGAAUUGGCAUGCAUGACUAUGAGGCACUUCACUAUGACAAGGAGAAACUCAAGGAAGCAUCUGUGCCUUUAGGAAUUAUUGUAGUUCCAGGAGACAGUGAUUUGGAAUUAUGCCGGACCCACAUUGAAAGGCUUCAAGAGGAGGGAGAUGGAGCCAAACCAAAGACGUUGUCAUGCCAGAAGCUCUCCCCCAAAUGGUGCUUCCUAGACUCAACCACAGCAGAUCGUUUUUAUAGAAUAGAUCGUGCCCAGGAACAUCUUAACUAUGUAACAGAGAUCUCCCAGGAUGAAUUGUUUGUGUUAGACCCAGAACUGGUGCGCACUCAAACAGUGGGCACGUCUCCUGCCAUGCCUGACCUUGUUGAUGUUCCCUCAACACCCACAAAGCAACACCUUCCUCUCCCAAUGUCUCCACCAUCGACACCAGUCUCCAGCUCAGCAAUGGACAGCAGCCAGAUCCUUAAAGAUGAUGCUUUGAUAGAUGCUGCCAAGAAUAACGAUUUCCCCAAGUUCAAAGAACUGCACCAGGCUGGAAAAGACUUGAUGAUCCGUGAUCCCACAGGCCAAACUGUCCUUCACCAUGCUGUCAAAUCAGGGAGUAAGGAGAUUGUGAAAUACAUAAUUGAAAAUGCUCCUGCAGAGAUUUUGGAUGUGGCAGAAGAAGAGACUGGUGAGACCAGUUUACAUCAGGCUGCAGCUCUUCGCCAGCGGACCAUCUGCCAUUACAUUGUGGAGGCUGGAGCUUCACUGAUGAAAACAGAUCUGCAGGGAGACACACCCAAGCACAGAGCUGAGAAGGCAAAUGAUCCUGACCUGGCUGCCUACCUCGAAAAUCGACAGCACUACCAGAUGAUCCAACGGGAGGAUCAGGAAACAGCUGUGUAGCGCUCAGCAUGCCUUUAUCCUUCUUCUGGGGGCAGAAGCAGAGUGGCACAGGAACCUGGCUAGCCUUUUCUUGAAUAUUGAUCACAGAGAGGAUCAAGAGCUUUUUGUCUGGGCUUGGCCAUGGUGCUGUUAUUUAUUAAUGUAGUGGGUGUUGAACAAUGCUGACUCCACAUCCCCCACCCCCACCACAUUCCAUGGAUGGACACUGUUGCCUAAUGCUUCAUUCCUAUCUGCUUCCAAGUUCUCUUGAGAGUCAUUGAUGCUCCUCUCAAAGCAGGAAAAAGAUUCCUUCCUUGCUAUUGCUGGAGCUCACUUUCAGAUAUCUGCCCCCCACUCCACUCUACCCCACCCUCUGCAACCAUGUGCUAUGUCCCUACAGGCAGCAUCUGCAAUCCUUUCAGGUCUCCUGAAGCUUCAUCCCACCAAUUCUGCUGAUUCCUAGCAGUGGGUAUUGUCUUUCUCAAUAGUUUCAUCAGUAGCAAUGCCCAUUGUCUUGGUAUAUUCUAUACUGGAAUAUUGCUAGCACAAUUUUUGAGAAGGCAUACAGAAAAGACACGUGUUCAUUUACUAUAGUCCUAUCUUGUUGCUCAGGCACUGUAGUAUUCAAUUACUUGUGUAAACUUUGGGUGACGGUCGCAUUGGCAAACAGUCCAAGUAUCCAGAGCAAGCUAUGGGCUAGGCUUGCUUCCUCUCAGUGCAGCAUAUCCCUCUUCUUCCCUUUCUUUCAUGUCCUUUAUUCUGUUGACCCUGUACUGCAAACCCCAUGCUGUAAAGGGUGUUUAUAUAGCUUGUAAAAACAGGGAACACCAGGCAAAAUCCCACUCCCUCCAAUUUAAGUUGCUGCAAGCUGAGUUUUGAGACUGCCACACUAAAUGUUUUGAGCAUCCUCUCCAGCUUUUUUUCCUUUUUUCCCCUCUUUCUAUUCUCAUAUAUCGCCUUUUUUCUGCUUUCUGCAUUCACUGAUUUAGGAAAUAGUAGCCUGUUGUGAAUGUAUUCAAAAUAUGUUUAGACAGCCUGAAGUUUGCUGAAAAGGGGACACAAAUCUCAUCUGAAAAGGCCAUUGGUACUUGUCAUUCUUAAGGACAAAGCAUUACCAGUAGGGAAAUUACCUUUUCGUUUUAAGGAGAUAUGAGUAACUAUGAAAUACAUUGAUAUGAAAGGAACUAUUCCUAUCAACCAGUGUUAAUGGCACAUUUAUCCUUUGGUCCAGGGACUUGUACUGACAGUAGCAGUAAUGGAUCGAAAAGUUCCUGCACGGCCAUCUGAUUCCUUGCCUGAAUAGGAAUGGUCUCUACAAUUUGCUCCUAGACUCAUGCACGGGCACAUAGUCAUCCAUUCCAAUUUAUAAUACUUUGGUGCACACACUUAACAGUGUGCAAGCACUGUGAGCACUAUUGCAGGCACAUCCUACUUACCUUCCUAAGAUGUUUGGUUGCCCAAGUCUCCCAGCACUAGCUGUUUGUCCCUUUUUUUAGUUUUGCUGAAACAAAACAACCCAAAACUUCCUAACACUUAAUGUUCAGAGAACUUGAUAUGAUAUUACUAUAGCUAGUAAUGGGAUACUUGUUUCCUUAACUGCUCUGCGCAUCUCUAGCUGUUAAAAAAAACUUAUUGUAGUCAAACUGCAUAUAAAUUGAAUAGGUGGUCAGCUGAUGCCAUAAAAUAGGAACUAUAUGAAAUCCAGCUGACGUGCACUUGAGUUUUUACAACUUUAUACAUGCGCUGUUCUAUCUGAACAACUCAGAUUAAAUAAGGUGAGAGCUCUACUUGGUCAAGAAGAGUGGACUGAAACUGGACCAAAAGUUUUUAUUAAUUUACAUCUCCAGGGUGGGCAAGAAUUCUUAAAUCUCAGUGAAGCCAGGGGCUCUGCUCUGGAACCACUGGAAAACAAGUCACUUUCCAUGGACUGAUGACACUGGACCACAAACGAGCACUGAGUCUUAAGGGCCCACAGGAGAAGUCUUUGUGCACGGAAUAUUUUUAAAUUGGUGCAUCGUAAAGGGCAUGAGAGGCAAGCUGCUGGUGAAGAGAAACCUGCAUGCAAAACUUACCAGAGGUUACCUUUCAUAGAUGCAAGGGUUUGAAUUUAGAAAGAACAGUCUUUAAGGCCAUGAUUCUCUGACUUUUAGGAGGCUCAGCAAGAUUAAGGUCAGGAACCUGUUGCAUACCACCCAGAUAUAUAAGAAUAUCCUAUAUCUGCCCGGACUUGCUUGCUUGCUGCAUCUAAUCCUUUUAAGGUUGAGGUACUAAAAACCUCUGAUAGCAACUGAAACUUUAACAGAUGGCCUUGUAUCCAUUUGAAUCCCCUCUGGGAGCUUGCUUUUUUCCAUCUGGUUGUGUCCCUGUCCUCCUUUAAAUGUGGCACCAUGCAAAGGAUUAUACCCAAAAGCAGACUGCACAGCACUCUGAGCAUGGAUCCCAGGCAAGAUGUGAAUUGUCCUAAAUCAGAAGCACCGUCAUCUCUUUGACAUCAUCCCCUGCUUUCCUCUCCAGAGAUGUGGUAAAAUAGCCAAAACCUUUGGGCAUCUGAGUGUGGUGCAGAUUCGCAGCUGCACCGUAUCAAGCCUAACUGGUUGGAUCAGCCAGGUCCUUGGCCUUUUACAACUGCCGUGCCAAUAAUGGCAAACUUCCCAUCCUGGAUGAUGAUGGAUAUUGUAGGUCAGCUGAAGAGAAUGCCCCAGCCUUUGCUCUAUCUAGCAGGACUCCUGCUCUGGGUUUUUAAAAUUGUAAACAUUCCUCUAUAUAGCUGAAUAUACAAGCUGACUCCCUAAACGUGUUUUAUACCCCAUAGGCCUGCUAUCUUUUCUUCCCUCCUUUUAUAUGUCUUCUUAAACUUUGUACAGGUAGUUCAAAAGCACACUGUUUCCUCAUCUCUAAAUGUUUGUUUGUGCAUGUGUGUGUCCUAAGCUGAGUUGCUGUGCAAUUCAAACCUUGGCUUGUUCUACUCCAAGGGGGAAGGAGUGUGUUUGAGAGUGUUUUCCCCCUGUGCAAUACCUAAUUCCCAUUUCCUAGAUUCAGACUAGUAGGACACUUUUGGUUUGACUGUUUUGGUUUGGGUUGUGUUUUUUUUUAAUGUAACUACAUUGGAAGCUUGUGCUUCCGUUGGCUUUCUCUUUGACAGUUUAAAUGUUUUGUUGAGUUUUGCCAUUAAAAUAGAAGGAUGAACAUUUUA
Messenger RNA from Candoia aspera, 7821 nucleotides. It is a transcript of the gene DGKZ, whose product is annotated as diacylglycerol kinase zeta. Gene Ontology annotation, cellular component: nucleus. NCBI's taxonomy places the organism in Eukaryota, Metazoa, Chordata, Lepidosauria, Squamata, Candoiidae. Gene Ontology annotation, molecular function: ATP-dependent diacylglycerol kinase activity; protein binding. The record is from RefSeq and is a predicted model, not a curated record. Bases 1905 to 4649 code for a protein of 914 amino acids. The transcript is spliced from 31 exons. Gene Ontology annotation, biological process: regulation of synaptic transmission, glutamatergic; diacylglycerol metabolic process; intracellular signal transduction.